AGUUCGACGCCCUCUCCGCCGACCGAGCAGAUUCCACCCACGCAGCAUUCGACGCCCUCUGCACCGCCCACCGAGUCUACCACGCCGUCGACCAAGCCGAUACGGUCGCAGUUCUGGCCCUGGGCGCUGCUCCGAGACACUGGGAGCCUGACCGUUGAGACGAAACGCCGGUGU
Messenger RNA from Penicillium egyptiacum, 174 nucleotides. The record is from the annotation of a GenBank genome assembly. NCBI's taxonomy places the organism in Eukaryota, Fungi, Ascomycota, Eurotiomycetes, Eurotiales, Aspergillaceae.